Molecule: messenger RNA, 4153 nt
Organism: Anguilla rostrata (American eel)
Lineage: Eukaryota; Metazoa; Chordata; Actinopteri; Anguilliformes; Anguillidae
Product: homeobox protein SIX6-like
Exons: 2
Coding region: 1204-1941 (245 amino acids)
Biological process (GO): eye development; regulation of transcription by RNA polymerase II
Cellular component (GO): transcription regulator complex; nucleus
Molecular function (GO): DNA-binding transcription factor activity, RNA polymerase II-specific; RNA polymerase II cis-regulatory region sequence-specific DNA binding
Source: RefSeq, a predicted model, not a curated record
UAAGAGGUUUAAGCAUAGUUCAGGCAUUAUACUUGGAAUUAGCCUACUUGUGAUGUGGAAAAUAAUUAUAACGUUGCGAAAAGACUACGCCCACGCGCGCGCACGGUGAGGCACGAAGAAUUUUAAAUCCGCAGACACAAUACGCUGCGAGUUCAAUGCUAAUCUAAAUAAUUGUGCACGGUGCAGAUACGGCUCAUUUUAUGUAUGUUUGACUGGCUCGUACGCGUUGUAAUCCUCGAGCGAAACUGGGUGAUUCUUCUGGUUGUACUUUAUGUUAUGAUGUUUCAUACUACGAUGCACGUUUAACUUGCCGCGACCGACCAUUAACAUGCCACGCUAGAAUUAGCGACGAUUCCAAAACUCGCGUAGCCUAGUUAAAGUAUACGCGAAUAAUCGUCGCUUUUUAAACAUCAAAUUGUAUUCCAAUACAUGCCGUAUUAUUUUCCAGAUUAUAGUAUUUUAUUUGCCGGUUUAAUUCGCUUCAGAGCAACGUUGUCAUAAUUUGUGAUUAAAUCAAGUUGGUUCAUGAUGUUGAAUUUUCCCGGAUUAAUAUCCCACUAUUCAUUCAGAAUACAUUAUGUCGAGAUGCAAACUGGAAUGGUUAUGCCUUUUCUCAAAGACUAAACGAACAGAAGCCAGCCUGGUCAUUUGAACGUAUUUUCUUAAACCCACUCUUGUUUAUAUGGUUAUCCUUUUUGGUGGAAUAUCGGCUACCAACAGCAGCCGACAGAGACGCAGGCGCAUGAAGGGGUAAACAUCCAAUGGAGCUUAAUGUUUGAAGACAAAUAAAAGCAAAGCUCGUAAUAUAGAGAAUUUAAAGGCGCUUUCGAGCUCGGGGAGGUCCUGAAGUCUGUUUUCGCCCUUUCCACGUGAUUGGCAAACUUGACAGUGACUGACAGGCAUCCGUACAAACUACGCAACCGAUCUGCCAAGUCCAAUAGAAAAUCAGCAGUGGGUUGAAUGUCUUUUUCCCUUCAAAAUCAUCACGGUUCUAGUUUUAUAUUUUCCUACUGUCGAACCCCCCAAAUUCACUGAUCGAGGCUGCCAUAGUCAGCCAGAGGGCAUCCCCUUCCCUUGUAUUUUUGACGGUUGAUUUUUUGACUGUGGGAUUGCAUUUUUGUUUGGAUCCGAGAGGCAUCGCUUGAGCGAAGGAGCGGGAGUGCGUGUGAGCAGAAGAGACCGCGGGGGAAAAGAGAAGCCUCCAUGUUUCAGCUGCCAAUCUUGAAUUUUAGCCCCCAGCAGGUAGCAGGGGUUUGCGAGACUUUAGAGGAGAGCGGGGACGUUGAAAGGCUCGGUCGCUUCCUCUGGUCGCUGCCCGUAGCUCCGGCUGCCUGCGAUGUGCUCAACAAGAAUGAGUCGGUCCUGCGAGCGCGAGCCAUCGUGGCCUUCCACACUGGGAAUUUUCGCGAGCUCUACCACAUCUUGGAAAGCCACAAAUUUACCAAAGAGUCUCAUUCAAAACUGCAGGCCCUUUGGCUGGAGUCGCACUACCAGGAGGCGGAGAAGUUGAGGGGCCGCCCGCUAGGACCGGUGGAUAAAUACAGGGUGAGGAAGAAGUUCCCUCUGCCCCGGACGAUUUGGGAUGGCGAACAAAAGACGCAUUGCUUCAAGGAGAGAAUCCGGCAUUUGCUCAGAGAAUGGUACCUUCAGGAUCCCUAUCCAAACCCGAGCAAAAAGAGGGAGCUUGCUCAGGCUACCGGACUGACUCCCACACAAGUAGGGAACUGGUUCAAAAACCGCAGACAAAGGGACAGAGCUGCAGCCGCGAAAAACAGGCUACAGCAGCAAGUCCUAUCCCACGGCUCAGUUCGGUCUAUAGCGGAAGAUGACGGCACUCUGGAUCGACUCGGCACUGCAUCAAGUCCCGAGACCAGUCUUACCAGGAAAGCCGCCCCCUCGGCCGUCUCCUUGACUUCCAGCGACAGCGAAUGUGACAUCUAAUUGCGCGCCCCGCCAGCCAGCGUGAGACCGGAUAUAAAAGAGAAAAUCCAUACGUUAGGAAGUGAACUGAUAGCUAUAAACCGCAAGAUGGAACAACAGUGCCUGCCUUAAGGAAUGAGGACAGUUUAACCCAAAGGCUGCCAAAUCGUCAGGCUUCAUCCGAAAUGCCAUGUCUUAACAAUGUAUAUAUUUUCCAUUUACAUUUUUUAAAAUCGAUGGUACCUUUUCUAUAGACGCCCGUUUUAAAACACGAAAAAAAGAAAAAAAAAGAAAAACGGUCACCUGAAAUAAAAUUAAACUGACAGACAUUUUGAAAAGAACAACAGCUCCCCUUUUUUAAAGGAGCCUCAAAUUGCACUGCAAAACAAUCGACAAGACAACACAGUGCGAGCAUCUGCACGUCAAGUCUCAAGGCUAUUUCAAGUUCUGCUCUCAUUUUUAUUCAGUCUUUUUUAUGGAUGUUUAUUCGCUUAUUUGAAUGAUUUAUUUAGCUGUUCAUUGUGCAGAGUUGAAACGUGUAGAAUACAUGUGUCUCUGAGUGGUGGUGGACAUAUAUAGGACUAUUUCAUUAAAAAUGUAAAAUAAAGAAAUAAUUUGUCCAUCAAAUGAAUGAAGAUGGCAUUUUAUUACAAUAGCGAUGAGCAGUGAAUACAUUAUUAUUAUUAUUAUUAUUAUUAUUAUUAUUAUUAUUAUUAUUAUUAUUAUUACUAUUAUGUGAUAUGACUUAUCAUUUUUAGAAAUCUAUCGAAGUCGGGUUAAUGUGGGCCUGCGGUAUAGUCAAAAUGUUACAGGUUUGUGGUAGUGGAGAUAUGGUUAAAGAUAGCCUAAAGUCAAAGAAUUAUGUUUGAAUAUAGAUCAGACAGUAAAAUAAAUUUUAAAGCGUCAUUGUUCAAAAUAUUUAUGAUUUUCAUCAUGACAUAAACAAAUCAAAAAAUAUAACCUUCAGGAAUUCAAUUAUGUUUGGCAAAUACCUUUCUUCUCUUUAUUUGUGUUAGCCUAUGCUUGAUACAGGAUUCAUUUGAACGUUUUCAGUCGUCAAAACGUCCCAUGGCCUAUAAGUAAAGUAGCUAGUUUAAAAAAAAAAAUUUUAAAAAUGUAUUGUUCUUUCCCAAAACGCACGAGUGCGAAAAUUGUGUUACUUGUUUAAUGUGACUUGACACAGAGGCGACACGUUUAUUGUGCCUUCUAAUUGGCUUGGUCCGCGUUCUGUAAUCCAUUUUGACAGCUUAGGGUCAGAAAAAGGACGAGUCACAAACAGUUGGUCCUCGCGACCACCAUAAAAAUAAUUGAGUCUUGAUACCUUUCUUGACAGAGGGAUGCAGUUACCCCGGAUGAACCUUUAAGUAACUUGAGCUGUGCAAUUUUAUGGUGAGUACAUGUAGUCCCGCGUUAUUCGUUUGGGGGAGUACAGCUAUAUAAAAUGAAAAACCUGAAGAGUAAAGACAUUGCAUCCAAAGCAUCAUCAACAGUGAUUCCAAGCAGUAACCAAACUGAAAUAUCAGAUAGUUGCAUACCAGUAAUGGGUUCGAAUUACCUUUUUAAUCAUCCUUACGCAUGCGAAGGCCAUUUGGCUUUUCUACUUCAGAAAUAUGUUUUUGCCAUUCAUGGUGUUUGGCCUACAGACCAGAACAUGUGCAAUGUCUGUUUUGUUCGUCAUCUAUUUUGAAAACAAUUUAUGUAGCCUAUUACAUUUUGUACGUGAAUGAGAGGCAUCAAUUGUAAAGCGCUUUGGAUAAAAGCGCUAUAUAAAUGCAGUCCAUUUACGUGUUAGCGAAAUUGUUCUUUGAAAAAAAUCUGUUUCUGUACUGUACAUAUAAUCCUCAUUGGACUAAUAUAAACUUUAUGAAAAAAAGAUUGGGUGUUAUAUCACUUUUAACCAUGUUAAAUCAAGUCUAACUUCCAGUGGGUGCAAAGUGUAGCCUAUUCUAUUGAAGUUAAAAGUGCACACAAUUGAUUUCAACUGAGAAUUUUGCAAUGCAGAGUUGCAUUAACACUGCACAUUUCAUUGUUUAUGUAUCCUGAAUGUCUGCUGCUGUAAUUAAAAACUAUAUAGGCUAUUUGCGCCUGCCAGCACGGGCCCAACAUACAUAAAGGUAACGCAUGCAUAUAAAAACAUAUCACAUAGUAAGCUAACUGUUAAUAAUAUGGAAAAUCUGGUAAAAGUAAAAGUGUAGAUAAUUACAUUUUUAAAUAAAAUAACAAAAAUGCUAUA